Messenger RNA from Mya arenaria, 1279 nucleotides. RefSeq names its product LHFPL tetraspan subfamily member 6 protein-like. Lineage: Eukaryota; Metazoa; Mollusca; Bivalvia; Myida; Myidae. The coding region runs from base 190 to 819 and encodes 209 amino acids. The record is from RefSeq and is a predicted model, not a curated record. Gene Ontology annotation, cellular component: membrane. The transcript is spliced from 3 exons.
UGUUCAUUGCUUUUUAACGUGAAAUCAAUCAAAGGAGCUGUAGUUUCGGAACUUAAAAAUAUAUUUGCUAGGAAGUUGGGAACAUGAAAUAUCUUAUAAGGAGUGCGGCGAAUAUGCUUUUCCAAAAUUUUGAAUUUUAGGAUGUGAUUUAUCCAUCUGUGGAUUAAGUUCUCUGACACUAUUACGGCAAUGACUGGAUUAUCAGGUAUUGGAGUAUUUUGGGCAUUCACAUCCAUAUUAAGUGCUGAUAUUUCGUGUGUUGGAUAUUUUAUGCCACACUGGAUCACCGGACGGAUGGCACUUUACCAAACCGGAAAGUCCCCUCAAGUAACCCCGGUACACUUCGGCCUUUUUCGUAGGUGUCAUUAUCCGAUCAUUGGCAAAGACGGAAAAUUGACGAUAAUUCAUGAAUGUGGACGCUACACUGCAUUUUCCGACAUUCCUAGUGUCUCUUGGCAAAUAACUACUUUGCUUGUCGGGGUUGGAUGCUGUUUGUGUUUUCUUGUGGCCUUGACCGCAAUGUUUGGUGUUUGUGUCAAAGGAGUUGUCAUACCGACCGUUGCUAGGACAGCAGGGAUAAUUCAAUUGUGUUCAGGUUUUCUGAUGGGCGCGGGUGUGGGUAUUUAUCCAAACGGCUGGGGAAGCACUGAGGUGAAGCAGGCUUGUGGGCACUCCUCAAAGUCUUAUAAUCUUGGAGACUGCUCAUUAUCAUGGUGUUUCUACAUGACGUCAGCAGGUAUCGUGAUGACGUUGAUGUGUGCUGCGUUGUCAUUUCACGCGCCAAAACGGAAACAAACACCUACCGGAUAUGCCUUAUAGCCAAACAAAGUCACUCGAAAAGAAGUCAGUGAAAAUGGUUAAAACAUGGAUAUCAAGUAGUUUUAUUUAAAACGGAGUGCUCCGUAGUGCAAUUAAAUGUAUUCAGGGAAUAUAAUGUGUAUUUUACUCUCACGAAUUGUAUGCUGGUAUGUCACAAGAAGUUGCAUACUUGCGCCUCUGUAUUAGAAGGGUUAUUAUUUGACAAUCGGAUCUUUUCUAGCAUGGAGCAUCAUCAGCAUCCUACAACUCUGCAAAAUGACAAAAUAAGUAACAUCUUUUAGAUGCAUCUAGUCACAAUAAGUAAUUUGGCAGGUUACCAUAAACUUUGCAUUCGUUCAGAAAUACAGAUACUAGGCAAUGUCAUUGUCUUAUAUGGAUAUUUAUUUUAAAUGUUGUUAUUAAAUCCAAGGACAUGCGUGGCAUGUUGUACAGAAAUGUUGUCAUUUUGGUACAGCUGGAC